AAAAAACAAAACAAAACAGCGUCUUCUUCUUCUCCUUUACUUUCAUCUAAAGAGAGCGAUACUGAGACAACGAAUCAACUGUUGCGGCCGAAAGAGAAUUGAGAUCGGGGGAUCCACACGACGGAGAGAGAGAGUGUGUGUGAGCUAAAACUGGGGGAUAUGGGAUCUCGGCUACUCGACUACUGUUGCUUCCGUUUCGUCUUCCACUGUCACUCCCACAACUGCAACUAUCUUCCUUGAUAGUUUGUUUCUAUUUGCUAUACACAGCGAUUCGUGAAAGGCUUACACUCUCUCAGGUGGACUUUGAAACCCCUCACCGUUGCAACAACGCAUUGUUUGUUGCCAGUUUAAGAUAUCAAAUGGGUUCGAGAUACGCGUCUCACCAGCUCAGCAACGGCCUAUUUGUAUCUGGGGGUAGGCCGGAGCAACCCAAAGAAAAGCCUCCAACAAUGAGCUCAGUAGCCACGCCUUACACCGGCGGCGACAUCAAGAAAUCUGGAGAGCUAGGGAAGAUGUUUGACAUUCCGACAGAUGGAACCAAGUCGAGGAAGUCCGGUCCCAUAACCGGAGGUUCUUCGAGAAGUGGCGGCCAGUCUGGUCCUCUGCCUAACGCAACUGGCCGUAUGUCCGGCUCUUUGGCUUCUGCCGCCGGGUCGAGUUCCAUGAAGAAAACAAACUCUGGCCCUUUGUCUAAGCACGGUGAGCCUCUGAAGAAGACAUCUGGUCCGCAAUCUGGUGGUGUGACGCGUCAGAACUCUGGCUCUAUCCCUAUGCUUCCAACCACAGGUCUCAUAACAUCUGGUCCGAUUACAUCUGGUCCUUUGAACUCGUCUGGGGGUCCUAGGAAGAUCUCUGGUCCUCUAGACUAUUCCGGCUCGAUGAAGACACAUCAUCAUAAGCCCUCCUCCGUUGUCCAUAACCAGGCGGUAACUACACUUGGUCCUGAAGAUGACUUCUCCUGCAUGAAGAGCUUCCCCAAGCCUGUGCUCUGGCUGGUUAUACUUAUAUUUGUGAUGGGGUUCCUCUCUGGAGGCUUCAUUCUCGGAGCGGUUCACAAUGCGGUUCUCCUCGUCGUCGUGGCGGCCUUGUUCGCUGCUGUUGCUGCGCUCUUCUUCUGGAAUCUUUCUUGUGAGAGACGCGGCGUCACAGAUUUCGUCGGUGGUUAUCCUGAUGCUGAUCUUAGAACUGCCAAAAACGGUCAAUACGUUAAGGUCACUGGAGUGGUGACAUGUGGUAACGUGCCGCUUGAGUCAUCGUUCCAUAGAGUUCCCAGAUGUGUUUACACGUCUACUUGUCUAUAUGAGUACCGUGGAUGGGGUUCAAAGCCAGCCAAUGCUUCACACCGCCGCUUUACAUGGGGACUAAGAUCAGCAGAGAGGCAUGUGGUAGACUUCUACAUCUCUGAUUUCCAGUCUGGUCUGAGAGCAUUGGUGAAAACUGGAAACGGUGCAAAGGUAACACCUAUCGUGGAUGACUCUGUUGUCAUCGAUUUCAAGCCUGGAAGCGAGCAAGCGUCUCCGGAUUUCGUAAGGUGGUUGGGUCAGAAGAAUCUAUCCAAUGAUGAAAGGGUUAUGCGGCUUAAAGAAGGGUAUAUCAAAGAAGGAAGCACAGUAAGUGUGAUUGGAGUGGUGCAGAGAAACGAAAGCGUGCUAAUGAUAGUACCAACGACAGAGCCGUUAGCAGCUGGUUGGCAAUGGAGCAAGUGCACCUUCCCUGCGAGUCUUGAAGGCAUCGUGCUGAGAUGUGAAGACUCAUCAAACGUAGACGCAAUCCCUGUCUAAAAGCAGUUUGUUAGUAGUAAGUCUUCCUUGUUCUUCUUCCACGGUUGGUAGACACUAAAAUCAUCAUCACUUUCGGCUUCAUAGAAUAUUUUGCAUGAAAUCUGAAAUGUGUUCUUCGUUUGGUGGCUUCUCUCUACUGGAGAUGUAUGUGGUUGGUGGUUUUAUGGUAGUGUUUGUUUUCCGCUAAUUAGUUUCUUAUUAUUUAAUAUGGAGUUAUUACAUUAGAUGAUGGAUGUGGAUUAUUUUUCUGACUUAAUUUGUGUUUUAAGAUUUGUAAUUGUAAAGCUUUAUUCUUUUUCAGACCGAACUCGUGGUCCUAAACUCCUACCUAAUACAAUGGCCUUUUAUCUUA
Raphanus sativus (radish) is the source of this 2133-nucleotide messenger RNA. RefSeq lists its product as uncharacterized. Bases 360 to 1781 code for a protein of 473 amino acids. NCBI's taxonomy places the organism in Eukaryota, Viridiplantae, Streptophyta, Magnoliopsida, Brassicales, Brassicaceae. The record is from RefSeq and is a predicted model, not a curated record. The transcript has 5 exons.